This is a messenger RNA of Prunus dulcis (almond), 801 nucleotides long. RefSeq lists its product as uncharacterized. The transcript has 2 exons. Gene Ontology annotation, cellular component: endoplasmic reticulum; endoplasmic reticulum membrane. The record is from RefSeq and is a predicted model, not a curated record. Bases 221 to 697 code for a protein of 158 amino acids. Lineage: Eukaryota; Viridiplantae; Streptophyta; Magnoliopsida; Rosales; Rosaceae. Gene Ontology annotation, biological process: intracellular protein transport; endoplasmic reticulum to Golgi vesicle-mediated transport.
UCCAUCCCUGCAUCACAAGGUCAUGGAAAGUAUGAUUCUUUGGUUAAACUAUAAGUCUAGAAUAAUAAGCAAGCAAGCCUUUGAACCAUAAAAUCUUAGAAGAACAAAAAGUACAAAAUUGAACCAUUGGUUUACAUCUUCAACACAUCGCUCAAGUCAUUUCGAUAAUACCUUUGGGGAAAAAAAAAAAAAAAAAAACCUUUCUUGCCAGCUUGAAACAAUGAUUCAAAUUUUGUUUGCACUUGUGUUGGCCGAAAUGGCAUUGAUUCUGAGUCUUCUGUUCAGAACCCCUCUAAGGACGUUGGUGAUCGUAGGGUUAGAUCGAUCGAAGCAAGGACGGGGGCCAUUGGUGGCAAAGAGCGUGGGAGGAACUGUCCUCGUCUUCUUUAGCUCUACCCUAUAUGGUGUGUUCAGUGUUCAGAAACGUUUAACAGAGGCAGGCUUUGUCAAUCCAACUGAUGAGGUUUUAAUGGCACAUCGACUCUUAGAAGCAUCUCUUAUAGGGUUUUCUUUAUUCCUUGUACUGAUUAUAGAUAGACUACACUGUUAUAUCAAAGAGCUCAAUCUGCUCAGAAAAUUCAAUGAAGAAGUUAAGAAUGUGAAAAAUGAUUCUGAGCAAAGGAAGAAUGCUGAUGCAGAAAUGAAGACAACAGAGAUUAAGCAACCGAAACUCCAAAAGCUGAAAUCGGAAGAAUAGGUUGGUGUGCAUACAUCAUUUACAUGGACUUGCAAAGUUUAUAUUAUUUCAUACAAGAAAAUAAUGGGAUCUCUUGUAAAUAACAUUAACACACAUAUGUAUAU